Molecule: messenger RNA, 4537 nt
Organism: Rhineura floridana
Lineage: Eukaryota; Metazoa; Chordata; Lepidosauria; Squamata; Rhineuridae
Exons: 2
Coding region: 3600-4226 (208 amino acids)
Source: RefSeq, a predicted model, not a curated record
AAAGUGGUAUCUGACAAGUUGUAUUGGAAUAUCAGAUUACUGAUGGUGUAGAAACUUGUGUUCUUUACAAAUGUCAUCUUUAAUGAAUUCUCACUGCCAAAUCCAAUUACAAGAACUUGCGAGGUUUCUUUCCCUUUGCCACAGGUACUAUAUUCUGGCAGCACUUUAGCAUCAGAAGGAAGUGUAAAGGUGCUGUUCUAAUAGAUAUGAAACAGUAAUACUAUUAUGGCUAAACAUGCUGCUCUUUCAACCACUGCUCAUAGAACUUUGUUUCCAGACCUCUCUGCAUCCUGGUCACUCUCCUCUGGACACACUCCUGUUUUUCAGUGUCCUCUUUAAAACGUGAUGUCCAGAACUGAACCCAGUACCCCAGAUGUAGCCUGACCAAUGCGGAAGAGAGGAGAACUAUUACUUCUCAUGAUCUUAUUCGGGACACUAUGCUUUUAUUAAUUCAGUCCAAGAUCGCAUUGGCUUUAGUAGCUACAUUGCUAGCUCAUAUUCCAUUUGUGACCAACAAAACUUUAGUCACUAAAGACACCUAGAUAAUUUUCACAUUCAAUUCAAAGCAGAUCUCCCCCAUUCCUACACUUGUGCCUUUUACUUUGUACAUAAAGAACUUCAUAAUUAUAUUUAUUCAAUUUCAUCUUGCUGGUUUUGGCUCAGUGUUCUUAAGCUGUAAAAAUCAUUUUGAAUUUCAAUUCUGUCUUCUACAGUGUUAGUUAUUCCUCCCAGCUUCCUGACAUCUACGGUAAUAUCUCAGUUAAGAAUCCACCAAGAGGGAAGCUCCUUUUAAGGAAGGCUUUUUAAAACGCGAAACUGACCGGUUUUGCUUUGUUAUGGAUAGACUUUCAAGUCUAUGCCUUUGCUUUAAGGUGAAACCACAAGCCUGUGCCUUUGCUUUGCUAGGGUGAAACUGACAAGCCUGGAUGUAUGCUUUCCAUUAAAGAGAUCUCUUGUUUUCUCCCAGGCUGGGGUGGAAAGGAUCCAAUAUGAUUUAGAAGAGAACGGGAGGGGGAAGGAGAGUAGAUGCUGGGUAGGCCCCUACUGAAGCUGCCCCCACCAUCUACAAGCAGUGUAGGAUCCUAUCCCUAUUCUUUCCAUAUUAUUCCUACCUCUGGUAGGAAAGUUAGUGUAAGUAGUAAUGUCCAAGAACACAUCUAUUUUGUUAACUGAGGUAUUACUGUACAAGUUUGACAAGGAUCUGCUCUACACCCUCAUCCAAGUCAUUUAUAAAAAUGUUGAAAGGCACAGGACCUAACACAGACCCUGUGUGGUACUUCACUCAAUACUCCCUCCAGGUUGAUGCAGAGACAUUAAUAAGCACAUGGUGGGUACAGUAGCAGCUAUAGAAGUGAAGUGGGCAUUGUGUGCCUUAUAAACAGGGCUGAAAUAUUUUAACUUCCUCGUUGCUUUCAGGCAUUAUUACUUAUCCCGAAGAUCUGGGCAUAGGUAGGACACAGUUUUAUGUAUAUGUACACUUAGGUCCAUGUCCUACCAGCUAAAUGAUAUUACAGACUUGUUUUCAGUCAGCCUCUACCUUCAGUUGAUCACACACACCAACCACCUCGCUAAUUCACUUCAGCAGACUACUUUGCCUCUCUGAGUGAAUUUUGAAUUACUCUUUACUUUUUUAGGUGUACAUUUAAAAUUCUUUUAAGAAAACAUCUAAGACCUAAUGUGUAGAGGAUGAAUACGUGUAUGCAUCAGAGAACUAGGUUUAGCUGCAGCUCCCUGUCCAAUAUACAAAUGGUAGAAACCAAUUUGCUGCCACAUAAUAUGCAAAAAGGCACUUCAAACAAAAACCUGAGUGCAAAUUAAAGAGCUUCGGCUCCAACUGCAGCAUGUUGCUGCUUUUAACCACACAAAACAGUGCCUUAAAAGUUACAAGACUCUCUAAGUAGCUUUUUCACCUAGAGCUUAAGCAGCCUCACCUGUUUUACACUCACUGUGUUGUAUUCCACGAUAAAUUGCACAGAAAAAUUGGCUAAUAUGCAAGCCACACUACUAUUUCUUACUUCAAAUGCUGAGGAUGGUUGUAAAAAUCCUGUGUAAAGAAAACAAAUAGUAAACAUAAACCAGUGCAGUGCUGAUAUGCAGCUUCAAAGAGUAUGUUCAAUGUUCAUGUGUAAUGAUGGAUUCACUAGGAUGGAUGACUUUUGUGGAAGCAGAAUAUAACUGCUUUUAAAAAGCUUGCAUUUACUCAGUAGCCACUCUUGUUUGAACUAUAUUUUAUUGUGAAGAUAUCUAAGCCCCAGUGAUAAAACAAACAGUACUUAGAAAGCUUUCAUGUAUGAGUUUAUUCCUACAUUCACACAAACAUGCCCCAAAGGGAUUAAACAUUCUAAGCAACCAUGAGAAUGAAGUCAGGAAGACCAGCCUUCAUAGAACAAAACUGUUUGUGUCAACCAGAAGUCCAACUUGUUUGCAAGAUAGUUCACUGUAUCUGCAGUGGCUUUAUUUGUUACUAGACCUCUUGAUAACAUAUUGAUAAGAGUCCUGCUGCAAACCUACCAAACAUUCUUGUGUGUCCCACAUGACACACACAAGCUAACAGGUUUUAUUCAUACACCAGUCUUUUAUUUAUUUACACACACACACACUUUUUGUUGGAAAAAAUACAAAAGCAGAGAAGUCAAGACAUCUCAGUUUUAAUAUUUUGUGAGUGAGCAGCAUACAAAUAUUUUGUGAGUGAGCAGCAUACAAAUAUUUUGUGAGUGAGCAGCAUACAAAUAUUUUGUGAGUGAGCAGCAUACAAAUAUUUUCAUAAAUAAAAAUAAAAUGCCAAUAGUUAAGAUUGCUUUUUAGUGACUUCCGGGAAGGGUGACUUCGCUUGUGCCUGCUUUUUGAGACGAGCUCUCGUCUCAGAAGAAGCUUUUUCAGUUUUAAAAUCAGUCAGAACGUUCUUUUUGACUGGUAAAGAUUUUCUCCCGGGCAGGGAGAAACGUAGAGAUUAACCACAAAAGCCUGUUUUUGUUUGGGAGGACUGGAUUUCAUUAAUUUAUGAGAGAAGGUUCAGCCAGCAAUGCCGGACGGACUUCCAACAAGCUCUAACUGAUUAAGCGACACGUUUAUCUUUUCUUCAAAGAAAAACGGACUUUAACAGGCAAGCAUCCUUCUUUCUAUUUUUUUUUCACUUGGUUUAAAUCGUUGCAGCAAAAAGAGAUUUGUCAAUGAAUCAGCUAUAAAGAAUUUCUGGGUGAGUUAUAACUCUUCUCUUUUAUUCACGAAAUUAGGGAGGAAAUAAAUUGAAAAAGCUUAUCUUUGUUUUUAUUGCAAAAAGCUGGCCUGGAAGUGCAUUCUAAAGAUACAAACGGAAGAGGGAUUUCUAUUUCGAGGAGGGGAAAAAAAUAAAUAAAUUUGAUUUAUGAACUUUGGAGUAUUAUAUGUCCGGAACUAUUUUCUUUUUGGUCUAUUUCAUUUUGACGAAUCUACUUGUUCAUGAUGCCACUAACUGUUUUGAAGCUGGGAACUAAAUUUGUUUUGUAUUCCUGAACAUAUAAGAGAUAAGGCAGGCUGUACUGUCUACACUGUGAUGUCAUCAAGCCUGGAAUAUUAACCCAAUUGUGGCUGAAAUAAUUUUUGUUUUCGUGGUUUUAAGAAUGGCAUUCAGGAAAGUGGCUGAGACCAUGGAAGAAAUUAUGUUUCAGAAAAUAAUGGAUGAGAUUGAGAUAACGAAACAAACCCUGAGACAGGGUAGACAGGAGAUGAAAAUUGAAUUUGGCAAAAUGACGCAGGAGCUUAAAGAAAUAGGGGAUCUUGUGAGAGAGGAGAUUGAUGAAAUUAGAGAUGAGAAAAGAAAAAUUAAAGGGAAGAUACAAGCCCUGGAGAUUGGAACAAAUGUGGAACUGGAAAAAGAUCUGGAGUUUAUGGAUAUUAGAAACAAAGUUUACUGUUUGGAAUUCAACGUUGUCUCUGAAGAAAUUAAUGAAGGUAUUAGAGAUAAAGUUAUCAAUGUCUUGGAUAACUUUCUGGACUGGAAUGAUGUGAUGGAGCUUGACAUAGAAAAAAUCUAUGGAAUUAACUACAGAUAUGUGACAAUGGAAAAAUUCUCAAGAGAUGAGCCAGUGCAUUUUGUAAAAAAGAAGGACAGAGAUAUGACUUUACAACAAUAUUUCAGCAACAUAUUCAGAAUUGAUGGCAAGGAAAUAUUUGUGAUAAAGGAAAUUCCCAUCAGACUCUUAUUAUAUGACUAUGGCUAUGACAGCAAGAUUACUAUGGGAUACUGAUAAUGGAAGAAUGGAUACUGAAAUUAUUGGACUGAACAGGACUAUUGAAGAUGGAAGAUGGAAUUAAUAUUGAUAAUGGAAGAAUGGCUAUUGAAAUUAUUGGACCUAACAGAUUUGAACGAGAUGGAUUAAUCGACAUGUUUAUUUGGAGAAAAAUUGAAAGAUAUAUCUCUUUUUGUGGAAAAAUUGAAAGAUAUCUCUCUUUUUGUGGAAAGAAUAAAGUAAUGUUUAUGAGAUUUGAUGAUUAAUUAAGAUAACUACUGGAGGAAAGUGAUUUUAUAAUAUAAUUUAAGAGACAGGAUUGUUAUAUA